UCUAGCCUCCCAGCUCCGGAGUCCCUCGCGGGCUGGGGCGGGGCGUCCGGCCAGCUGAGCUCCUCAGGCUGACCGCGCCAGUUUGAAUGAAAGCUCUGCAAGAUGGCGGCGGCCGGAGACGAGGUCCCGAGAGCCUGGUGUGUGCCUUGCCUAGUUUCACUUGAUACUCUUCAGGAAUUUUGUAGAAAAGAAAAGCUCACAUGUAAAUCGAUUGGAAUCACCAAAAGGAAUCUAAACAAUUAUGAGGUGGAGUACUUGUGUGACUACAAGGUAGUAAAGGAUGUAGAAUAUUACCUUGUUAAAUGGAAAGGAUGGCCAGAGUCUACAAAUACUUGGGAGCCCUUGAGCAACCUCAGGUGUCCACAACUGCUGCAGCAGUUCUCCAGUGACAAGAAUAGUUUCUUAUCUCGGGUAAAGAAAGGGAAGGCAAUCACUCCAAAAAACAGCAGGAGAUCCUUGCCACCUGCGGUUGCUAAGUACAUUGUAGAGAAAGCCAAGCAAAGAAUAGCUCUGCAGAGAUGGCAAGAUUACCUCAACAGAAGAAAGAACCACAAAGGGAUGAUAUUUGUUGAAAAUACUGUUGACUUGGAGGGCCCACCCAAAGACUUUUACUACAUUAACGAAUACAGGCCAGCUCCAGGAAUCACCAUAAACAAUGAAGCUACCUUCGGAUGUUCAUGUACAGACUGCUCCAAUGGAAAGUGUUGUCCUAUUGAGGCCGGAGUUGUUUUGGCUUAUAAUAAGAACCAACAAAUUAAAAUCAAACCUGGCACUCCCAUCUAUGAAUGUAACUCAAGGUGUCAAUGUGGACCUGACUGUCUCAAUAGGAUUGUACAAAAAGGCACACAGUAUUCACUGUGCAUCUUUAGAACUAGCAAUGGUUGUGGCUGGGGUGUAAAAACCCUUGUGAAGAUUAAAAGAAUGAGUUUUGUCAUGGAAUAUGUUGGAGAGGUGAUCACAAGUGAAGAAGCUGAGAAGCGUGGACAGUUAUAUGACAACCAAGGAAUGACCUAUCUUUUUGAUCUGGACUAUGAAUCUGAUGAAUUCACAGUGGAUGCAACACGAUACGGAAAUGUGUCCCAUUUUGUGAAUCAUAGUACGGGCACCUCGUGCCAGUCUCACUUCAGCAGCUUUUCUUCUCUUCAGUGUGACCCGAAUCUUCAGGUGUUCAGUGUCUUCAUCGAUAACCUUGAUACUCGGCUUCCCAGGAUAGCACUGUUUUCCACAAGAACCAUAAAAGCUGGAGAGGAGCUGACUUUUGAUUAUCAAAUGAAAGGUUCUGGAGAAUUGUCUUCAGAUUCUAUGGACCACAGCCCUACCAAAAAAAGGGUCAGAACUGAAUGUAAAUGUGGGGCUGAGACUUGCAGAGGUUACCUCAACUGAAACUUCAGGAAAUGGAGCACAUGAUUGUGUUUUGUUCUAAGAACUAAAAAAGUAUUUUUUUAUUAUUUCUAUUAUCAAGAUUAUAUGUAUGUUAAUGUACAACUUGUGUCUCAAGAUAUUUGCAAAGUACAUUACUCUUGCUUUUGAAGAGGACUGCAGUGGCCAACCACAUAAACAAUAUAUUUGGUGGUUACAUACUAAAUAUGGAAAGUGAACUAUUUGCAAAUCACUGUGUACUACUUAAUAGGCGUGUAUCCCCUUUAGUGACUGAAAAGCAAUGAGGCAAUGGCUGUUGAUAUCAUACCUUUUAUCAUGACUCAAAUAGAUAAUUCAGUUUAGGCAAAUGUACAGAUUUUACUUUUUUACUAUAUUGUUCCUGAUUUUAAUAUCCACUGAUCUUGUAUUUGAGACAAGUAAGCAACACUGAAUUUUUUUUACUGUAUUUUCUACUUUUACAUUAAAACAUUGACAUCUUAAUGAUGUAUUUCAAGUAUAAAAAGAAAUGUGAAAGAUAUUCUUUUAGCUUGAUCUCAUUCUGAAGCAAUAGAGAACAUUACAAAGACUAUGUCUGAACCUGAAAUUCUUAGAUUUUUAAUCCUGUUGAAGAAAAAUCUCUAAUCACCUUCUCUAGAAGUCCAUAGUGGCUGGCCAUUAUGCUUCUUUGCAAGGACAUAACAGUGUGGCUAAGAGGACCCGUUGGGAGUGCCAGGCAGGGUAAAUGAGUACAAAGUGAGCCACAGUCACACUGAGGUGAACCGAGGUCACACUGAGUAGCUCUCAUCUAAAUAGAAGAGCAACAGCCUCGGAGAGCACUUGUCCCUAAUGGCAGUGUAAUUCACAUCACAUUACUGUUACUGCCAGGCAGUUUUAACAUUUCGUUUCCACUAAAUUUAAUUAUUUUUGCAUUUUCUGUAUGUCCUUGAAAAGUAACUUAUAUUUGAACAGAUAUUGUUUUAUACAAGAAUUUUUAAAUGGAUAAAACUAAAUUUGGCCAAAGUUAUGUCUUAUUGAACUUUUAUUAACCUGUGGGGAUUAGAUGGGAUUUUCCCAUGUAUAAAAUACAAUAAAGAAAAAACUUACUUUCA
Molecule: messenger RNA, 2468 nt
Organism: Myodes glareolus (Bank vole)
Lineage: Eukaryota; Metazoa; Chordata; Mammalia; Rodentia; Cricetidae
Source: RefSeq, a predicted model, not a curated record